CAUCUUAUAAUGAAGUAAACUCGACCUGUGUACAAAUACGUGAGAAUCGUAAUUGGUGUGGGAGAUCGUCUCGGCCAGGAUUCCUGCCCAUUAAGUGCAUAGGGUAAGAGGAACAUAUUAUUAGCAUAUGCAAAUGGCUGCUGCUAGUAACUCUGAUUUGGAACCAAUCCAAAAACCUCAAGUAACAUUAUAUGAGCAUAUGCCAGUGGCCACUGCUGAUAACUCAGAUUUGGAACCCAUUCGACAACCGCAAGCAACAUCAGAUAGCCAUAUGCCAGUGGCAGCUGCUGAUAACUCCAAUUUGGAAUCCAGUGGAAAACCUCAAGUCAUAUACCGAUGUAAGAAAUGUCGAAGAAUUGUUGCUGCACAGGAGAACUUAGUUCCUCAUAAUCCUGGUAGGGGAGAAUCAUGCUUCAAGUGGCAAAAGAGAAGUGGUGACGCGUCGAAAAAUGGAAAGGAACCUGUUGAGUGCACAUCCAUCUUUGUAGAGCCCAUGAAGUGGAUGGAAACAGUUCAAGAAGGUUAUGUGGAAGAGAGACUUCAUUGCAUGGGCUGCAAAGGCCGCUUGGGUUACUUCAACUGGGCAGGUAUGCAGUGCAGCUGUGGAGCUUGGGUUAAUCCUGCAUUUCAGCUGCACAAAAGUAGAUUAGAUAAGUGCCAAAUAUGAGGCGAGCCAUUCUUCAGGGUAGCGGCCAUGGAAGUUCUAGUAAUUAUGUAGGCGAGAGGGGAUAGAGCUUCUGCUUGAUUUUUAAUAGCAUGUAGGUCAUCCAAUUUGUGUAGUUGAAAAUAGUUCAUAUAUAGAAGUUUUAUUAUGUCUGGAUGAGUGAUGGAAGUCUUCAAAUUGAGUCUUGCCUUCUGAAAGACAAGCCACUUGAGUGGAAAUUAUGCUGCAAAUGGCGGUUACACUUUUUCUUAAUUAUUCUUCUUCUUCUUAAAUGAUUUGACAUCUUAUAAUGCAGCAAAUGUUUUUAAUCAAAUGCUAGUUCUGUAGUCUCA
Molecule: messenger RNA, 996 nt
Organism: Corylus avellana
Lineage: Eukaryota; Viridiplantae; Streptophyta; Magnoliopsida; Fagales; Betulaceae
Product: dual specificity protein phosphatase-like protein
Biological process (GO): protein dephosphorylation
Molecular function (GO): protein tyrosine/serine/threonine phosphatase activity
Source: RefSeq, a predicted model, not a curated record